ACUCCCUGCUGUCGGCAACGUGGUGUGAGACGUUUCCCUUCCUUCUAUCACCGGGAGAUAUUUAUGCGACUCCGGACACCGACAUGUCGUCUGCUCUUCCGUGACACUCGACAGUAGCAAUCAAUCAUAAUCCUCCACCAUGAAGCUCCUCCACCCCAUCCUCCUCCUCCCGGUGCUUCUCCGCUCGACAGCAGCAUACACCCCGCUCUCCGACGCGACCCUCCGCUCGCUCCCUUCUCCAGACUCCGACUUUGACAUCGAGACCGGUGCCCUCCUCGCUCCCAUCCUCCGCACUCGCGUCCCCGGCACCGAAGGCUCCCGCGCAGUCCUCGCUCACUUCGUGGACUUCUUCACGACCAAACUCCCAGAAUGGAAACUCUCCAUUCAGAAUUCCACAUCGACCACACCGACCUCCAACGGCGAAGAGCUUCCCUUUCACAACCUCAUCGCAACCCGUGAUCCGCCAUGGGCAGAAGACGGAGAUGUAGGAAGACUAGCACUGGUAGCCCACUACGACAGUAAACUCGAGCCGAAAGGCUUCAUCGGAGCAACGGACUCAGCCGCACCAUGUGCUAUGCUCAUGCACGCGGCGCGCAGCAUAGACGCGGCAUUGACGAAGAAGUGGGCACAAAUGCAGGCUGAAGGAGCAGCCGACUCGCUGGAUGAGGAGGGGCAUAAAGGCGUGCAGAUCAUUCUACUGGAUGGAGAAGAGGCAUUUCAUUCAUGGACGGAUACGGACUCGCUGUACGGUGCGAGAUCGCUGGCGGAGGAGUGGGAAGGCACAGCGUACGGAGCGUUGAGCACAUAUCGAUCACCACUGGCGUCGAUAGAUUUGUUCGUGCUGUUGGAUCUACUGGGUUCGAAAAGUCCGAAAGUGCCGAGUUACUUCAAACUCACGCACUGGGCGUACAAACUCAUGGCGGACGCGGAGAAGCGGCUGAGGGAAGUAGGUAGGUUCAAGAGCUCGCCGAACCACGCUUCCAAGGCGAAGAGGCGCGCUGCGGCGGGACUAUCGCGAGCUGCAGAGCCGAUGUUCUUGUAUGAGGGCGGGAAGGAUGAUACGAGUUAUUGGUCCGGAGGAGGCGUGUCGGACGAUCAUCUACCGUUCAUGGCGAGAGGGGUGGACAUUUUGCAUAUCAUCACGAGUCCGUUUCCGAAAGUGUGGCAUAAAAUGGAGGACGAUGGGGAGCAUUUGGAUAUGGAUACGGUGGAGGACUGGGCGUUGUUGACGAUUGCAUUUGCGGCGGAGUGGCUGGAUCUGGAGGGAUACAUGGAUGCGCAAAACGAGUCGGUGGAGAGGGAGGUAGAGUUCGAAAAGUCUGAGCUAUCGAAUGAAGAUCGAUGAAGUGGAGACUCUCGAUUGCCAGAUUGGCACUUGGCUAUGCUUGCCCUUCAAUACCGCAAGGGUCCCUUGCGUGACCGCCAACAGGGUUCAUUGCACUGUGUGCUUCGCACCCUGGUCAGAUCCACGACCAUUGAAUGUCCGCAGGCAACACCACCUCAUCGGAUGACUGUUUGGCGAAGUCUUCAGGAGCAAGGUGACUGUGCAAGCCUUCCUUUGCGAAAGCCCAAGCCACGAUAUCGCUUCACGAGUCCAGAUGGACAUGGAUUACAACCAACGAGACGAGAGACGAAGAAUGAAAAUGAUUGCGUAAAACUAUACAGUUCCGGAGCAAGCACAGCUGCAGAACUCCGAGAGCCAAAAGGAAUGG
This is a messenger RNA of Zymoseptoria tritici IPO323, 1712 nucleotides long. Its product is annotated as peptidase M28. The coding region runs from base 140 to 1345 and encodes 401 amino acids. The record is from RefSeq and is a predicted model, not a curated record. The transcript is spliced from 2 exons. NCBI's taxonomy places the organism in Eukaryota, Fungi, Ascomycota, Dothideomycetes, Mycosphaerellales, Mycosphaerellaceae. Gene Ontology annotation, molecular function: glutaminyl-peptide cyclotransferase activity; zinc ion binding.